Nerophis ophidion (straightnose pipefish) is the source of this 1330-nucleotide messenger RNA. RefSeq names its product ATP-sensitive inward rectifier potassium channel 1-like. The transcript has 2 exons. Gene Ontology annotation, biological process: potassium ion import across plasma membrane; regulation of monoatomic ion transmembrane transport. The record is from RefSeq and is a predicted model, not a curated record. The coding region runs from base 122 to 1228 and encodes 368 amino acids. Gene Ontology annotation, molecular function: ATP-activated inward rectifier potassium channel activity. Gene Ontology annotation, cellular component: plasma membrane. Lineage: Eukaryota; Metazoa; Chordata; Actinopteri; Syngnathiformes; Syngnathidae.
GGCUGGGAUUAGAACAUUUCACUGUGGAUUAAAUUCUUUUGCUGCAAGGAGGAGAGAGUCGCACCACCAGAACCACUCUGGACUCAGGUGUCCCAAUACCUUUGUCGGUUGAGGUUCCAGAAUGGUCCAGCCGAGCGGGCCCCCGAGCCGGCGAGCCCGCCUGGUCACCAAAGACGGGCGCUGCAACAUCGAGUUGGGCAACUUGGAGUCGGGCAACCACCUGGCCUACCUGGUGGACUUCUGGACCACCUUCGUGGAGAUCCGCUGGCGCUUCGUGCUCCUGCUGUUCGUGGCGUCCUUCACGGGCAGCUGGUUCGUGUUCAGCCUGCUGUGGUACUGGAUCGCCAAGAGCAACGGGGACCUGGCGGCGCCGGGCGGCGUGGACGGCCACGUCAUGUGCGUCGCCAACGUCAACAGCCUGACCACCGCCUUCCUCUACUCGCUGGAGACGCAGACCACCAUUGGCUACGGCGGCCGGGCGCUGACGGGGCAGUGCCCCGGCACGGUGGCGGUCAUCGUGCUGCAGUCGGUGGCGGGCGUGUUCAUCAACAGCUUCAUGUGCGGCGUCAUCCUGGCCAAGAUCUCGCUGCCCAAGCGGCGAGCCAAGACGGUGAGCUUCAGCCAGGUGGCCGUCAUCUGCCUCCUGAAAGGGAAGCUGUGCCUCCUGAUCCGCGUGGCCAACCUCCGCAAGACCCUGCUCAUCGGCAGCCAGAUCUACGGCAAGCUCCUAAGGACCACCACCACGCCCGACGGCGAGACCUUCAUCCUGGACCAGCUGGACAUCGCCUUCACGGUGGACUCCGGCAAGGACAACCUGUUCUUCGUUUGCCCGCUGACGCUCUACCACGCCAUCGAGCGCUCCAGUCCCUUCUACGAGCUGUCGGCCGACACCCUCGCCCAGCAGGACUUCGAGCUGGUGGUCUUCCUGGACGGCAUCUCAGAGUCCACCAGCUCCUCCUGCCAGGUGCGCACCUCCUACACGCCGCAGGAGAUCCGGUGGGGGCACAACUUCCUGCCCAUCAUCUCCCGCACCAGGACCGGCAAGUACUGCGUGGACUUCUCCAACUUCUCCAAAAGUGUGCGGGUGGACACUCCGCACUGCGCCCGCUGCUUCGACGGCAACGUGGACCUGCCGAACAGGAAGCGGCACACGGAGAAGAUGGGCGUCGACAACCUGGGCUUCCACGUCAUCGACAUUCACGACAGCGUGGACGUCACCAAGAUGUGAGGAGGGCUACGCGUUUUUUCGAAAGAACGCUAAAGAUCGUCUGUUCCGGGGUCAAACUGUAAAAAGAAGUAAAGCUCUGUGGAAAUAAAAUUAAAAAAAAGA